Molecule: messenger RNA, 1263 nt
Organism: Colletotrichum truncatum
Lineage: Eukaryota; Fungi; Ascomycota; Sordariomycetes; Glomerellales; Glomerellaceae
Product: papa-1-like conserved region family protein
Biological process (GO): chromatin remodeling
Cellular component (GO): Ino80 complex
Source: RefSeq, a predicted model, not a curated record
AUGGCUUCCCGACCGCGCCGUUCAGCGGCCAAGAAGGCUUCUGAAGCACUUGUUGACUGGGCCGACAGCGAACGAAAUAGCAGCAUGUCUACUCGCACCCGCCGCUCAGAGGGCCGCACCUCAGGUGUAUCCCGCGGCCCCCCAUCCUCGCCGGGGAGCGAGCACUUGAACCUUACUGUUAAGGUGCCCGCAAAUAAGCUUCGUGAAGCCACCAGCACUGGCCGAGGCAGAAACUCGACGGGAAACAGUAUCUCUGUAAACAGUAGGGGCUCUCUUGGUGGCAAUGAGAUCGUCGCUGGAAAGCGCAACCGCGGUCCCAAGAAGAGCUAUGUUGUCGCGUCUGACAGCGACGAAGAAGAGGACGAAGAGAUGGAGGAUCUCAAUGAUGACGAUGCUGAGGGCGAUGAUGACAUGGAUGUCGAUGCUGAGGGUGAGGAGGAGGAUGCCGAGGGGGAUGUUGACAUGGACACCCCUGCUGCUUCCACCAUCAAGAUCCAACUGCCCAAGGCAGGCAAGGUCACACCUCGACGACCGGCUGCGGCGAGGGUCAUUGAGGAUGAUGACGAUGAUGACGAGGAAGAGCUCAGUGAGAUUGAAGUCAGCGACCCUGAGAACACAAUGGAUAUGAGCAUUGAUGUCGGAGGCGCCGGUGACGAGGAUGAGGAAGACGAGGAAGAUGAGGAGGACGCUGAGGGCGAAGAAGAGGAUGCCGAGGGCGAAGAAGAGGAUGACGCAGAAGGCGAAGAGGAAGAAAUUGAGGUUGCCGACGAAACUCAAGGGCUGGGCGCCGAGGGCGAUGAGGCCGACAGCGAGCUCGGUAGCCGCGAGGGAACGCCUGACUUGACUAAGAUGACCAGAAGACAGCGUGCCAGAUUUGAGGAUGAGCCCCAACAGUACAUGAAGCUCUCAGACGAGGUUCAAGCAAAGAAGGUCUUCACUGCUGAGGAGCUUUCUAUGAGAAGGGCAGAAAUGGCGCGUCGCCGACGGAACUUGUCAGAGAAGCGCAAUGAGGAAGUCAAGAUGGAAACAAUCAACAAGCUCUUGAAGAAACAAGCACCCAAGACCAAGGGCAAGGCCCAAGCGACCGGUGACGAGACACCGAGCAAUGAGCCGCAGAGGGCCGACGCAGCGUUCGUCCGCUGGGUCAACUCGAAGAAGGGCAGCGUCGUCGCGGUGCCGGAUGACAUGAUUGGCGGACCGGCGGGCAAAGUCUUCGUUCCUGGAGGACUCAAGUCUGGCAAGAUGGUGGAAGAAGUUGCUUAA